Haliotis rubra (blacklip abalone) is the source of this 7484-nucleotide messenger RNA. Its product is annotated as nuclear hormone receptor HR96-like. Lineage: Eukaryota; Metazoa; Mollusca; Gastropoda; Lepetellida; Haliotidae. The record is from RefSeq and is a predicted model, not a curated record. The coding region runs from base 660 to 2153 and encodes 497 amino acids. Gene Ontology annotation, molecular function: zinc ion binding; nuclear receptor activity; RNA polymerase II cis-regulatory region sequence-specific DNA binding. The transcript is spliced from 9 exons. Gene Ontology annotation, biological process: cell differentiation; negative regulation of transcription by RNA polymerase II; positive regulation of transcription by RNA polymerase II.
GUGGAACAUUUGCCUCGAUUGUAUGUUCCAACACCUAGUGUCGAUAGCUGAAUAGUGUGUAGUGUAUGUACUUUAUAUGGCCGGAUAAUAACAGUGGUGUUUGUGGGUGGUUGUAGAUGUGUACAAUUGUCAUCACCUUCAGUAGAAGGACAUGUUCAAUCACCUGUGAGCUGUCCCUGUAUGUCUGGCAUUGCUUGUUGAUUAAAGGAGGAACUGGAUGGAGGCGUGGUGUUACAGGAGUUCAACUGCCACCAGUAUCUACACAUACAUCUACAGACAAAAGACAACAGACAGUAGCCUCGAUUAAAUACUGCCAAUCAUUACUCUCUGGACACAGCUGGGGAUCUCCGCUAGACCCUUACUUCUUCUUGCCACUUUAACCAUUCACACGUGGCUUGCGUUCUGACCCUUGUCCAUUGUGGAAAGCCAAUUGACUGUAGAGGCUCUUUGGAAACUGUUGCCCUUUUUGCUGCAAUUGGAGCCAGAAUGGAAUUUGUCCAAAGACCGUAGGAUGUUAUUGUUGUGUUAAGAAUUGCUUAGCUUUUCUUAGAAAAAACAACUGGUGAAGUGGGUUUGGCUUCACAGUCAACACAGUGAGGACAGAGGUCAUUGGGGAAAGCGCACUCGAAGUCAUAUAAAUUCUCAUCACCAAUGUAAGGAUGAAUCGCAGCCCCCAAGAUUUUGAUUUGGAAUUACUUGACGAAGAUUUAGACAUUGGUGGAAAUUUACCUUCAUCGCGUGACCGGAGGUCAGGGAGUGGGGUCAGGACAGGUCACGACCCAGACUCCCCAGAGGUCAAGGCCAAGGUUGUUAAAAUGGAGCAUGCCCUUGCAGGGCGCUUCAAGGAAUUUGGAUUAAGUGAAGGAGGAACAUUUCCAAAAUGCCUUGAUGAAGACAAAAUGGAUUUAAGCUUCGAAGAUUCCAACAGCAUGGAAUCGGUCUCCCAUCCGUUCCGGUCCAUGGAUGCAGUGUCCCCGGACGGAAUGGGAGGCAACAAGAGCCGGAAAAAUAAAGAAGAUAAAUACUGUGGUGUGUGCGGGGACAGGGCCCUUGGCUACAACUUUGACGCCAUCUCCUGCGAGUCUUGUAAGGCCUUCUUCAGGAGAAAUGCACCAAAGGGACUUGAAUACUUCAAAUGCCCAUACGAAGAAAAAUGUAAGAUGGACGUGUCAAAUCGCAGAUUCUGUAAAAGAUGUCGUUUACGAAAAUGUUUUGAAAUUGGCAUGAGGAAGGAAUACAUCUUGACAGAGGAAGAAAAGAUGAGAAAAAGGGCCAGAAUUGAAGAAAACAGGUAUUCACGGGAUAAUUCUGGGAUGGGCCAUGGUCAAUUUGGCAAAAAAAUAAAGUCACGUGAAGUGGAACGCACAAAGACACAGUCAGGUGACGUGUCUUCAUCCCAGCAUCGGCUACGUCCCUUGGAAGCGGAAGAGAUGGUCCACAUCAAUGAAUUGGUUGGCGCCUACCGGCAGUCUCUGGAAAUAUGCGUGGAGUCAGAAAUUUCACGUGAUAAACCGUCCAUGACUGAUCUGGUCAACAUCGCUGAAGUGAGCGUCCGUCGUGUCAUCGACAUGGCAAAGAAGAUCAAGUCCUUCAAGGCACUGUCUCAACCAGAUCAGAUCAGUUUACUAAAGGGAGGCAGUAUAGAGUUGUUGAUCAUAAGAUCUGUCAUCACAUUUGACAAAGACAAGGGUCAUUUCCUGGAUCCCUUUGAUAAGGACAAAUACGCUAUGACCACUGAGCAGCUCAAAAUGGGUGAGGGUGGCGGCCUUUUCGAUGAACAUAUGAAAUUUGUGAAAUCUUUAGCCAUGGAUUUACAUGCAGAUGAGACUAUUCUCAUUCUUCUAUUGGUCAUCGCUCUCUUCUCACCCGACCGGCCAAACAUUAGUGAUAAGAAUUAUGUCGCCCAGGAACAGGAUAAGUAUGCACUAUUGCUACAGCGCUAUCUUGAGUCAAAGUUCUCUUGCCAUGUUGUUCGCUGCCUCUACCCCAAACUGCUCAUGAAGCUGACAGACAUUCGUAAUUUGAAUGAAGAACAUUCACAGGUGCUUCUGAAGGUAAACCCAGAAGGCAUUCAGCCUCUGAUGAAGGAAGUGCUGGAUCUAAACCUCACCAAGGACGGCCAGAAGGUGGUUGUUCCCGUUCCUCAGAUCUAGACAAGACUUCCAGAAUGAGAAUAAUGAACCUGUUGUUUCUCAGCUCCUCACAGAGCUUAUUGGCUGCUUAAAAUGGACAAUUUGGCAAGACCAUGGUGGUACGAAGGUCUGCCAGAUGUCAGCCAGCUUGGAAUGAAGUCAGACCUGAUUUCAGACUGGUCCAUUUCAGCAGGGAGAGUAUGAAGGCUUUCUGAGCCCUUGUUAAGGACAUAAUUACCUUCUUGAAAGAAAGGGACAUUGACCUUACUCAAAGUCGUAAGUCCUUGAGACUAAGAAGCUGCCUGAGUUUUUGCCAGUUUUGAAUGGAGUAUUUGUCUGUGGUACCAUGUGUACAUAUCAUUCUGUGUACAAGGCACACUAAACAACAGUACGGCAAUAGUCAUGUGUAUUAGCCAUACUAUCUGUACAGACAUUGAACAUAAUUGUUUUUGCUUUUUUUUCCAUAUUAUUAUAAUCACCAAUGUACUCAAAUUGUACAGAGAAACUUAAGUAGUAAUGGCCGAAACUGCCUACCAUCCCCGGUAGGCACAAGGGCAAGGAAAGGCUGGAAUCAGCUGUCAAGACAGAUAACAUGGCCUGGGAGAACAGGCUUCACAGAUGGUGAGGAGAAAGACAUGGUCUGUAUGAAAAGAUAUGGAAGAAUUGUGCAUGGUUAGUUUGAUGUAGCAUUCAGACUUGCUCAACAGAACAGAUAUACCUUCCAAUAGUGCUAUUAGGGACGAAAUUGUAGACUGAAACUGUUAAGUGCUUUUAAGAAAUCUUUCAAACGGUUUGGAACAGUUUUGGUGCUCUCUCAACCCAUAUCACUCACUUCAUGCGAUGUCCAACACCAGCACAAUUUUGGCCCAUGCAGAAUCUUCCUGGUAUCUGCUGCUGAUCUUUACAAGAUGAACGGAUUUGCAAGUGUUGAUCUCAGUGCUGACAUCAGGAGCUCCAGAUCGGGAACUAACGACUGGCUGGCCAUGCAAGGACAGGUGCGAUGAAAUGUGAAAGAAGUGCUGAGCAGUAUCCAGAGAAUCAGAUAAAGAAUGAAACGAUGGUAAGGAACUGGAUUUGACAACUGUGGAUAUGAAAUGUAUGCAGGACUGAUUUGCAUUAACAAAGCAUAAGACCAUCUUAAAUAUGCUUUGCCUGCAGCCUACAGCCUACCAUUACGCAAAGUGACUGUUGUGUUUUAACAGAGACAUCGACAUCAGUCUCGGUUUAGAAAGAUGCUGAGACUUCCUGGCUGAUGUCAUUGUUGUUCAAGGUCAAGGUCACUAUGCUGCAUACCAAUGCUGUCUCAAACAGACAGUGUUUAGUACCAAAAACAUGUGACAAUCUGUCUACAGAAGGGCAAAUAUAUGAAAUGGUUCUAGUUCAAGAAAUGAGCAACCAUUUAGAUGACUUUUCAGGACUGGUGCUUGUGUUUAAGCUGUUGAGAGAACUUCAGCCAGCAGAGUUUUGACUUGCAAAUGAAAGAAACAAUUCCAGCCAAUCAGCAAACAGCAGAGUGUUGAGUACCUCUUCCAAACGUCCCAAGUUGUCUCAAUCUUGCCACCCUCGGCACCACUGCAGCUGCUGGUUCCCUUGGCAACGUAGAACAUGUGACUUGUUACCGUGGCAACAAAGAUCAUGUGACUGUUAAGUGUAAUGCUCUUCUGUGUGGUGUGGCCAUGACCGGUGAAACAUGUUUUCAAACAUCACAGCUAGCAAGACUAGCUCAAGUAUUCUCUUACUUUCACUCUGUUGCAUGCUAUAGUUAAUUGCUAUAACUUGAAAUAUUAUUCAUUUUCCCCGUUAAUGAAUACUAAACUAAGAAAAGCGAUUGCUUUCAUGAAAUAGUAUAGUCUUUGAGUGAGAAUACCUGUUUUAAUGGUUACGAUUUAGAUUUAUACUAAAUUGUGAAACGUAUAGAUUAUUUUAGCCUGUGUCUCAGUAGAUUAUGAGAUUCCAGGAACAAUGUUGAUUCAUCCUUAAACAAUCAUCAAACAUCAUAGUGUACAAUUCACCAAUAUUGAUACGUUUGUGUUUUGAGGUAGAAAUUAUGUUAUUGAAUUUAUUGAUUCUGAAACAGAAAAUACAUGAUUUUGCCAAACAGUUAUUUUGUUUCCUCUAAAUGGCAUUUAUACUUUGUUAAUAUGUUCACAUGACAAGGAAGGGUUAAAAGGAUAAAUGCUGUGAAAGGGGUUUCCCAGAGAAGAACCCCCCUUGCUUUGCUGUAUCUUUUCCUUAAAAUAUAUUUCUCCACAAAUAUUUUGGGGGGUUUAAAUUUAAAUAAUGGUGUUUGAAAGGUUAGACUAUUGCACCACAGAAAUAUGAAAUAUUUUAUGAAUGAAUAUAAAUUUUACUUUCAGAAAUACACCAUUAGAACUUAAAUAUUUUUAAAUAUAUUUGAGUUUACUUUUAUAAUUUUUAAAAAUAAGAUAUUUGUCAAUAUUUGUGGACAGAUAUAUGUGUUAGCUUUGCUGUACAAAUGAGCUUUAAUUUCUAGUAGGGUUUUCCCUGCACUUGAGGCCUAAGUGCUACUGUUAUUCUAUGUUAGGCCAUUUGUUCUAAUGGGACAUUCAUCUGUGUAUUAACAUUUUCAUGAUAUUGUUCUGUGUUAUUGAUUCAUCUUAAAGAUUGAUUGAUGGUCAAUCAGUAUAUGAUAUUGCCGACAGAGCUGCAUUCUUGGGUAGGAAUAAUCAAUGGUGUAUGGGAGACUGAAGGAAUAUGCCAGAGUGAAGGAAUAAUACUGAUAUUUAUUCUAACCUUUUGUCUCAGGAAAAUGUAUUAAUAGGGUGAAAGGUAAAAGUCCAUGAAACAUUUCAAGGGAUACAUUUACAAAGUAAGCCCCACUCUUAAUUUGUGUUUUCAUAUUGCACUGUUAUUGAACCAUUUGCUUAAAUAAUAAAUUGACUGACGGUCUUGACAGGAAAAGUAAACAGGAUGAUUGGAUGUUUUUCUUAAUGUUUCAUGUAAGUAAAUAAAUUAGAGACUGUUCAAAGGAAGAGUUUGCAUGAUACAAAAAUAUUAACCUUUUUAGAGAUGGAUGAGGAUGAAUUAUUGAGCAGUUGACUUUGAAGAAAGCAAGUAAAGUAAUGUAUUUGUGUGGUUAGGUGCUAGUUAGAAGCAAAAUAAAGCUGUUGUGGCAUUGCAUGUCUGUCGAUUCAUAUAAAAUGUAUUUUUGAAUUUAGGAAGUCUGUUUGAGAAUAUGUGAUAAGUAAAGAUGGAUAAAAACAUAUUUUGAUUAAGUACAUUAUGACAAGUUAUUUAUGACAUUUCAAUUAAUGAUUUAGCUUGCCUAGACAUGGAGGUCCCCCAUUUGUGCACAGGUCCAUGUAUUAGCAUGUAAAACAAUAGUGUAGUAUCUCAUCGAGUUCAGCUUCAGUAAAAGUUUGAUUUGUUAGUCUUGACUGAAGAAAUGGAUCUUGGAACAAUAAUCUCGUCUUUAAAGAACGUAAUCUAUUUAUAAACACAAAAUUGGGCCCUUUAACUUAUGAAGUGUAUCAUGGUGGUUAAGUAGGGAGUAUUUAGAUUUUAUUAUGGAAUUGUAAGCAAUUGAGGUAGGCAUUUUGAAAUUAUAUGAAAAUAAAUACAAAUUUGUUGGUUUCCAUGAGACGUUAGAAAUAUUUUUAGAAGCAAAUAUGUCUCUUUGACUAUCCAGAGAUGUCGUGGAAAUAAAACAAACGUUCUGUUUUGAAUCAGGUAAGACAUUGUGAUAGAGUGAAUGAUGUGACCUUUGAUCUUAGGUAUGUCAUGUGAUAUGUUUGGUUGGGUAUGUGCUAAAUACCUCAUAUCUUACAUAUAGUGUGAUGGCUCACAGCAGACCAGUGUGGUUAGUAUUAAGGUUGCUGAGUGUAUGUUAAUCAAUUGAUGUUUACAUAAUUUAUGCUUUGGUAAAUGCAUUCAAUAUCUCCAUACAUCGUCACACUGCUUCUGUUUCGUGUAAAGUAGAUAUGAAGUUACUGAAACACAAAGCAAACAUGAGUAUUAUAAUCCGUCUUAAGAAUUUUUGUCAUGCUAGACAAAAUUCUAUGUCUCUGGCAGCAGGUAGGAAACAAUUCUCUCUGCACCAUCAAUUCUGGAGGAUAUCAUGUAGAGUUUUUAUCGCUUUUGUAUUCAUUUUUUUCAUGAAAAAUUACUUCAUAAAUUUAUUCAAAAAUGUUAUUUACAUAUAUCUUUUAGACAUGCAGUUCAGUUUUAGUUAAGAAAGAACAUUUUAUUGCUUACUUUUUAUCUAUACUCUUGAGAAAUUUCUAUGAUGUCUGUGCCAUAUUUGUGUGUUCGUCUGUAGUUGUUUAAUUGUCUAUGCAAGCUUUUCUGUCAUAGUAGGAAUUCCCUUGUUGUAUAUAAACUGUUAAAAACCUAUUCCGUUCAUAUUAGAAGUAUCUUAUGUGAGAUUUUUAUCACAAAGGAACUAUGCAUAUCUGUCUAUGAAUUAUCCUGGCUGAUAAGGGAGAACAAUAGCAAUAAUAAUUGUUCACAACAGCUCUGUAUAUUGUUAUCGCUUAUCUCAAUAAAUGCUUAAGGGAUCGUCUCAAAACUUCUCCUUUUCUUAAAAGUUGCUUAUGUCAAAUGGUCCUUCUUAACCCCAUUGUAAACAGAUCAACUAAGAGAUUAUAUCUGUCACAUGUCCCUUUAAGAUGUAGUAGUAUCUUUUCUUGAUUUGGAAACAAGCUGAAAUUGUUUGAGACAUCCCAAAACUAUAAUUCUUCUGUUGGAGAUGUGUUUAUUUUCAAGUUCAAGUCUGUGUCAUGAUCAUUACAUUCACUGUUUUUUCUCUCAGUUGUUGGAUUACUUGUUAUAAAUGGCAUAUACCUAGACCUUGAAUCUUUAUGUGAAUGCACAAAACAGUGUCAUGUUAUAGACUAGAUAGUUGAUAACAUUGUAAGGGUAUACAGACAUUUUGAGAAGGCAGCAUUUAGAAUUAAAAGAGAGGGACUAACAACACCUCCCUGCUAUAUCCCUGUAUUUCAAAACUAGACCUUGAAGUAUGGACUAGACCUGAAUUUAUUAUUGUCUUUGAAACUGUUGCAGUUUAGUCAAUGAUGCCUGUAUGAUAGUUUGUUUUCAUUGUCCUAUUGUUUUCACUUUGCCUUCACAUAAGAUGUUACUCUCGUGUAAAUUGGUUGACUUGGUGCAGAUAUUAAAGUGGACAUUGUAUUGAACCAUGUCAGAUUGGUUCAUAAUUACUGAUAUGACUUGUCAGAAGUUGAAAGUAUGGUGAAAGAUUCCUCACAGCCUCUUCCUGUAUGUAAAGAGAAUUUUGAUUGGAUGAAAUCAAAUUAGUGUGACGAGGAAUGUCAUGAUUAUAAAUACAUACAUACAAGGUUUUGGAGGAAAAUAAACAGACUAUUCCUACCCAAA